Diplodia corticola is the source of this 3474-nucleotide messenger RNA. RefSeq names its product pre-mrna-processing atp-dependent rna helicase prp5. The transcript has 4 exons. The record is from RefSeq and is a predicted model, not a curated record. Gene Ontology annotation, molecular function: ATP binding; RNA helicase activity; nucleic acid binding. The coding region runs from base 1 to 3474 and encodes 1157 amino acids. Lineage: Eukaryota; Fungi; Ascomycota; Dothideomycetes; Botryosphaeriales; Botryosphaeriaceae.
AUGGCUCGGCCGUCAACUCGCUCACCAACUCCCGUAGGUUCGCACAAGUACCGCCGCGACGAUCGGUACUCCAGCAGAGGCGACUCAUACCGCGAUCGUCGGCGCUCCCGCAGUCCUCCUAGGCGCGACCGUGAACGCGACCGCGACUACUAUGAUCCCCCGCGCCGGGACCGCUCCCGAGACCGUCGCUAUGGCGGCCGUGACGACCGUAGCUACCGCCCGCACCGCGAUCGUUCCCGUGACCGAAAGCGGUCGCGCGACCGCUCGCCGCCUCGCGAUCACCGCCGACGUGAUGACUCGAGAGACCGUGUGAAGCGACGCCGGGACGAUUCCACCGACUCGAGGCGCACUGCCAGGCGCGAUCCCAGCCCAGCUAGGUCCAAGGAAUCUAACAAGCCAUCCGAUGCUCCGCCUUCGUCCACGCCCGCCGACACCCAAACUCCAGAAGCGGAAAGCGCUGAAGCUCGCAAGCAAGCCGAGCGCCUCAAGAGAACCCAGCUUUGGAAGGCAAAGAUUGAAGCACAGAAGAAAGAGCAAGAGCUGAAGGGAGGUGCCCGCGAGAUCCUAGAGGCUAUGGAUAGGAAGACUGUGGCAUCGCCGACAGCCGUCGCUUCUCCUCAGUCACCUGCACCGGCACUGUCACCUGUACCGGCACCUGCACAGGACACUAGCACCUCACCUCCCAAGCAGCAGUACACUGGAAAGUUUGACCCGAAGGCGAUAGCAAAGAGAGCAACCGGCCCGAGCACCAUUGGUGCCAAUGCCCUUGGAGGGGACGUGGCCGUUCCUUUCACGAAGCCUGCAGCCGCGACCAUCCAGAGUCAGGCACCCAAGCCGGGCUCCAUGCUCAAAGCUAAAGGCAACGUUGGCGGCUUUGGGUUUGGGCCGCGUGCUGCGGAUACCGAGAAGCCCGGAGCGAAGAAAGCGCUGGAUUUAGAAGAUGAAGAAUCGACGCGCAAAAAGCUCGAAAAGCUUCCGACCCCGGACCUUGACGAUGCUGCUGUCCAGAACGAUGAGGCUGAGCAGCUCGACGGCGCUGAUGACUCUGGUGAUGACGAUACAGGCAUGGCUGAUGGAGGCACAGAAGAAGAGCAAGCUGCUGCCGCUCGUGCUGCCGCAGAAAAGCGCGAGGAACGCAUGCAACUCGCAAAGACACCCGAAGCAGACACUGCAAUGACCGAUGCACCUCAACCCGUCCAAGGCGACGAAGAGGAUGUAGACCCAUUGGAUGCAUUCAUGUCAGGAUUGAGCACAGUUGCCCCCAAGAGGCCUACGAAGACGAUGUCGAAGUCUGGACAAAAGGAACCCAUCGCCAUGUACGGUGAUGAUGAUGACCCCCAGGAAGCAGCGAUUGACUCGGAUCCUGAAGACGUUCUCGCAAGGGAAACUAGGAAGAAGGCCAAGGCGACCAUCGGUCAAGUCGACCACAAAAAGAUGAGCUACAAGGACGUCAGGUUCAACUUUUACACCGAGCCUUUGGAGUUGGCUGCCAUGGACGAGGAUGCGGUCUCUAGUCUCCGGUUUGAGCUUGAUGGUAUUAAGGUCAUGGGUCGCGAAAUACCAAAGCCUAUAUCCGCCUUUGCGCAGUGCGGCCUUGGCCUCAAAACGCUGGACGUCCUGAGGCAUCUCGACUUCGACAAACCCACUUCUAUCCAGGCUCAGGCAAUUCCUACGAUCAUGUCCGGUAGAGAUCUGGUUGCUGUGGCUAAGACCGGCUCUGGUAAAACGCUUGCAUUCCUCUUGCCCAUGUUCCGCCACAUCAUGGAUCAAGACUCCCUCAAGCCACUCGAUGGCCCCAUCUCCGUGAUUAUGGCCCCCACUCGUGAGCUGGCCGCUCAGAUUGCUAGGGAAGCUCGGCCGUUCGCCAGAGCACUGAACCUCCGCGUAGUUGUUUGCGGUGGAGGUGCACCCAUCAAAGAUCAAAUUGCUGAGCUGAAGAAGGGCGCUGAGAUCAUCAUUGCCACACCGGGCCGUUUGAUCGAACUCCUCGGAGCGAACAGCGGGCGCGUUACCAAUUUAGCCCGCGUCACCUAUGUUGUCCUUGACGAGGCAGACCGUAUGUUCGAUUUGGGCUUCAAGCCUCAGAUCAGUAGGAUUCUGUCCAAUGUGCGUCCGAAGCGACAGACAGUGCUUUUCAGUGCUACCUUCCCCGGCCAGUUGGAGUUGAUUGCCAAGGAACAGCUGAACGACCCUGUCACAGUCAUUGUUGGCGAAAGGUCUACUGUUGCUUCUGAAGUCACUCAGGUCAUCGAGAUUGUCGAGGAGGACGAUAAGUUCAACCGCCUGCUUGGUAUCCUUGGUGACUUUUACAAGUCGGAUGAUGAUUCUAGGACCCUGAUUUUCGUGAAAUCCCAACAGACUGCCGAUAAACUUCUUGAUCUGCUUCUGAAGAAGUACUAUAGCUGCGACUCUAUUCAUGGUGCCAAGGACCAAGUCGAUCGCGAUUCGGCGCUUUCGGACUUCAAGAAAGGCGCCAUUCCCAUCUUGAUCGCAACCAGUGUUGCAGCUCGUGGACUCGACGUCAAACAACUGAGGCUUGUCAUCCAGUAUGACGCCCCUGACCACUUGGAAGAUUACGUCCAUCGUGCGGGUCGUACGGGGCGCGCUGGAAACAAGGGCACGGCGAUCACCUUUAUUUCACCGCGCCAAGCUGGGCGCGCGAGGGAGAUUGCCAAAGCAUUCACUUACGCCAAGUUGCCAAUCCCCGAGAAUCUUGCAGAGAUUGCAGAAAAGGCAAAGGGCACCAGGUCAAACAUGAGCAAAAAGGGCUUCAUGGGCAAAUCUCUUGAUCACUAUGAUAAGCAGCACGAGGCUGCCAGGAAGGCGCAGAAGAGCCAGUACAAGAUGAUGGAUGGAGACGAGGACGAUGAUGAGGAGCAAGAGGAAGCGGCCGCACCUGUGGUCCAGGCAAGGACUCCAACGACAUCCGAGGCGGCUCAGACACCCACAGAGGCCAAGCCGGCUGCUAGCGCCGGGGGCUUCAACUUCAACCAACCCAUCAAAGUCUAUAAGACGGAGCAGCCGGAGGCGUCUGCAUCGAAGACGAAGUCCAACGAUCCUCUCGAGCGGGUGCGCGCAGCGGCAAGCAAGAUCGACGGCCGGCUCACGCAACGCAACCAACUGCGUCCUGGACAACCUAUUGACAACAAGGGACCCGAUGCUGGUGCCUACCAUGCCACGCUGGAGAUCAACGAUUAUCCUCAGAAGGCUCGCUGGGCUGUCACCAACCGCACCAAUGUCGCGAAGAUCUUGGAAGCUACGGGCACGUCGAUCACUACGAAGGGCAAUUUCUACACCAAGGGCGACACGCCCGGACCCGAGCAGCCGCCCAAGCUCUACAUUCUGGUGGAAGGCGACACGGAAAUCGUUGUCCAGAACGCGAUGAGGGAACUGAUGCGCUUGCUCAAGGAAGGCACUGUUGCUUCUCAAGAUACCGAAACGCGCGGCGCAACUGGAAAGUACAACGUCGUCUAG